AUGAUUCCGCAUAUGGAUUAUUUCGAUCCAUCUUUCCAGCGCUAUUCGCAAGCACUUCCCGCGUACCCCGACGCCCAACAUAUAAAUAACUACGCCAUGGCGCACCAGUCCGCCUCAAUGAUGGGGAUGGCUCCUUCGGCGACGAAGAACGAGACAAAACCCCGUCUAGGCAAGGAUGAGGUGGACAUCCUGGAGCGUGAAUUUCAGAAGAACCCCAAGCCCACGACCCAGACGAAACGUGGGUUUGCCGAAGACAUGGGGGUAGAGUUAGCACGGAUCAACAAUUGGUUCCAGAACCGCCGCGCAAAGCGGAAGCAAGAAAAGAAGCAGGCGGCCUACGAAGCUGCACAGGCUGGGGAGGCAGCAUUGGCGUACUCGGACGCGGCCUCAUCCCCAGAAUUCUUCGGCGGCAAUGGGUUCCUGAACGAUGGUCAGCGGCUGCCCAUGCAGCAACAAUCGGCAUCUUUCCCCGUAAUAACGGGCCCACCACCGCCAGCUGCCUCGUAUAACCCUCAAUACAGAGAUCCCCCAACCGCGACGAUCCAAUCCCUUCAUCGGACAAUGGCUGCCGCGCAAGCCGCCUCGCACCAGGACUUUCAGGAUGGCUUUUUUGAGCAGGGUGAUUUGGCGGCAUUUGACGAUUGCCUUGUUCACGAUUCCUCGAACGAAGACCGGGCUCAAUUCCCUGCUUCGGAAAGUUCCAUGGCCCAAUUUGAUGGAGGUCAGAGCUACUCAUACCCACCCACAUUCUCCAACAAUAUUUAUACCUCGCCUCCAUCGAACAACGACGUUGGAGCGUCCCCGGCAGACCGAAAUGCUGAAACCCACGCCGCCUUUAAUGCGUAUCCGACGUCGUCCGGGUCGGACACCAACGGUUCGCAUAUGAUGGCCACAUUCCCAUCCCAGUUGCUUGCCGCGAACCACCAUGGCCUUGCUCUCUCCAACGACGCGGGGAAUGAUCAAAGUCCCGAAGAGGCCAAUGGAGCAAACCAUGCAAUUGACUUUACGUACGAUGUCGCGGAAUCUGACGAAUCCUCCGACUGCCUGCCCGAUCCUUCAACCCAGUUCAAAGCACCACCUCCACCAACAGAUAUCGCCUCGCGCCGUAAAAAUGCGGUUAAACCCGCUGCGCUGACCGCCGAGACGCUGCGAAGUCGCCCAUCCGUUGGACCAAGGACAGUAUCUCAUCCAGAUGGCUUCCGUCGGCCGGGGGAAAGUCCAAUUUCCUCGCCAAUGCGCCGUAUUGUGUCGGCGGGAGUUAACCGGAACAUCAUGUCUGGUCGGAUUUGCAAGUCCGGCGGCAUUGAGUCCGCGCAACGGUCGCCCAUAAAUCUGGGUGGUUUUGCUGAUGCCGACACUUUCAUGGAACACAACCUCCACAGCAUCCGGAACCCGCCCUCAUUAACGGCGCUCUCAUCCCUCAAUAGCAGUCUGGCCCCGCCCACUCCGAUGUCUCCACGAGAUAGGGAAAUGACACUCGUCAAGGAGGGCACAAGGUCGACUGCAUCGCCACUGGACGGAAGCAUGAACUUUGUAUUUAACACGGCUGUGCCCGGUUGCUUCACAUCGAUGGAAGGCGACCAGAAUUUGGCGUCGCCUCCUGAGACACCACAGGCCCAGAUGGUUGUGCAAACAGGCAAUGCAUGGCCCAAUACCGCCGAGUACCAUGAGAAGCGAUGGGGUUACGAGGCGCCCGACGAGGCUCUGUUUACGCCUGCCCAAGAAAUAUUCCCUCGGGAAUUGCACAUGCCUCAACCAACAUAUCUCGCGAAUUUAAGUCAACCUGUCACGCCGGCCUUCGGUCAGUUCAAUAACCCUGAUCUGAUCUUUAGCCAGGAAUCGCCUCAGUACCUGGAUGAGUCUCCGCAGUACGCAUUCUCAACACAGAGUAACUCGGAGUACUCCUUUCCGGACUCCCAGGGCCAGUAUUCCAUGGCGAUGUCGACUUCGCCUUCAAUGAACAAGCAGAAGACCUUCCAAUUUUCGAACAGCACUCCAGCAGACUUUUCAGAGAAGCAAUAG
Messenger RNA from Venustampulla echinocandica, 2022 nucleotides. RefSeq lists its product as uncharacterized. Gene Ontology annotation, cellular component: RSC-type complex; nucleus. The record is from RefSeq and is a predicted model, not a curated record. NCBI's taxonomy places the organism in Eukaryota, Fungi, Ascomycota, Leotiomycetes, Helotiales, Pleuroascaceae. The coding region runs from base 1 to 2022 and encodes 673 amino acids. Gene Ontology annotation, molecular function: DNA binding; DNA-binding transcription factor activity, RNA polymerase II-specific. Gene Ontology annotation, biological process: regulation of transcription by RNA polymerase II. The transcript is spliced from 2 exons.